CGGGGCUGGACCGCGCAGCGUGUGACGCCGCGGCCGCUGCGGAGCUGGGAUUAAUGGGAAAAGUUUUGGCAGGGGCCGGAGGACCCUGCGGAGCCUGCGGGACGGCAGCGGUGGCGCGGGGGGCAGCCAAGUCAGCGUCGCGUGGUGUUUUGGGUAUGCACAUGGUACUCACGCAGUGGCUGCUGUUCACCGACAGAUGAGGACAGAUGCACCAAAGAGGUUGACAGGAACUGCCCUGUAGAGGUCCAUCUGCACUCAGACCCAGAUGAUGCCAGAGCUAUGACCGGGCCUGCAGGCGUGGCGCCGAGGGGAAGUCAGCCAUGGAGCAGCCGCCGGAGGAAGCCCCUGAGGUCCGGGAAGAGGAGAAGAAAAAGGAAGUGGCAGAGGCCAAAGGAGGCCCAGAGCUCAAUGGGGGACCAGAACACUCACUUCCCUCCAGCAGCUGUACAGAUCUCUCCCAGAGCUGCUCUCCACCCGCGCUGCUGGACCAGCUGCAGAUGGGCUGCGACGGGGCCUCGUGCGGUGGCCUCAGCAUGGAGUGCCGGGUGUGCGGGGACAAGGCAUCAGGCUUCCACUACGGAGUCCACGCUUGCGAGGGGUGCAAGGGCUUCUUCCGCCGGACGAUCCGCAUGAAGCUGGAGUACGAGAAGUGUGAGCGGAUCUGCAAGAUCCAGAAGAAGAACCGCAAUAAGUGCCAGUACUGCCGCUUCCAGAAAUGCCUGGCGCUGGGCAUGUCUCACAACGCCAUUCGCUUUGGCCGGAUGCCCGAGGCAGAGAAAAGGAAGCUGGUGGCUGGGCUGACAGCAAACGAGGGGAGUCAGCACAACCCGCAGGUGGCUGACCUGAAGGCCUUCUCCAAGCACCUCUACAGCGCCUACCUGAAAAACUUCAACAUGACCAAAAAGAAGGCCCGCGCCAUCCUCACCGGCAAGGCCAGCCACACAGCGCCCUUUGUGAUCCACGACAUCGAGACCUUGUGGCAGGCCGAGAAGGGCCUGGUGUGGAAGCAGCUGGUGAACGGCCUGCCGCCCUACAAGGAGAUCAGCGUGCACGUCUUCUACCGCUGCCAGUGCACCACAGUGGAGACGGUGCGCGAGCUGACCGAGUUCGCCAAGAGCAUCCCCAGCUUCGACCACCUCUUCCUCAACGACCAGGUGACCCUUCUCAAGUACGGCGUGCACGAGGCCAUCUUCGCCAUGCUGGCCUCCAUCGUCAAUAAGGACGGGCUGCUGGUGGCCAACGGCACUGGUUUUGUCACCCGCGAGUUCCUGCGCAGCAUCCGAAAGCCCUUCAGUGACAUCAUUGAGCCCAAGUUUGAGUUCGCUGUCAAGUUCAAUGCCCUGGAACUCGAUGAUAGUGACCUGGCUCUCUUCAUCGCAGCCAUCAUUCUGUGCGGAGACCGGCCAGGCCUCAUGAACGUGUCACAGGUGGAGGCCAUCCAGGACACCAUCCUGCGGGCCCUCGAGUUCCACCUGCAGGCCAACCACCCCGACGCCCAGUACCUCUUCCCCAAGCUGCUGCAGAAGAUGGCAGACCUGCGGCAGCUGGUCACCGAGCACGCCCAGAUGAUGCAGCGGAUCAAGAAGACCGAGACCGAGACCUCGCUGCACCCCCUGCUCCAGGAGAUCUACAAGGACAUGUACUGAGGGGUGCACCCUGGGCCUCCCAACAGGCCUCCCGGGGCAGGUGGACGGCGCGGGGACAGACACUGCCUGCGGGACAUUUCCGUUGACCAGCCCGAGCCCUCAGCCGAGCAGCAGGUCACAGGCUCAGCCAGACACACGGCCUCCCACUCCUUGUAGCCCUGCCUCCUCUCCCUCCUCAGCUCCCCUCUCUCUCAUCUCUUUGCUCUUUCUCUUCCUUCCUCUCUCAGCCUCGCUUUCUCUCUCCCCAUCCCGUCUGUCCUUCUUUCUCUUCCUGUGAGACAGUUUGUGUUAUUUCACCAGCACCAAAACAAGACCUCUGCUUUGCCCCCUGCUCCCCGGCCCCGGAGCAGGAGGGGGCAGGGCCUGCCCUCUGCACCAACCAUCGCCUUCUCCAGUCUUCAGAGGACACUCAGGCCAUCCAAAGAAACACUAAGCUCUCCGGGCCUGGCUUACUGGGGAAGCCACGCAGGGCCUGGGCUGAGUGCCGAGCAGCCCUAGCCACGGGGUCCCUGGGGGAGGCCGCCCACCCGAGGCUGAGGCUGGCACCCCCUGGCUGAGCGGACCCCGCUCCUGCAGCAUGCCUCAGCCCCACAGACGCCCACCCCUCUUUUGUUUUUCUUUGCACCAGUCUUCCAGGCCAGUGCCACUGAUGGCCCCCUGUGCUGGCUGCUGGCGGAUGCUCCCAGCCUGGAUGGAGGUGGGAUUCCCUCCAGGUGGGGGCUCCCACACCCCCAUUGAAGAGGAGCAUGCCUCAAGGGAGCAGUUGGUAGGGAAGGCAGUGGGCAGCAGACUUGAUUCUGACCCCAGGCCUUGGGUGGGUCCUCCCUCAGCACCCCACUCUCUCCAGCCUCUACAGCAGCCACCGAGCCCUGCCCAUGCUGUGUCAGCAUCGCACCUCCCACCUCCGCAGCACCCCGGCCUGGCCUCAGCCACGCCCUUCUUUCUCCAGCCGGGCGACACUGGCUCCAGCCCAGCUGAAGCGCACACUCCCUGGAGCGCCUCCAGCACACGCAGCACGAGCACUGAAAUCACUUUACCUGCAGGUUCCACAACCUCGGCCUCCCUCCUGAGGCAGGUGGACCACAGAGCUGUGCCCCUGACUCCCUGGGUGGGUGGGGAGCCCUGCUGCCCCAGCCCAGCACUGCUCACAGGGGAGGUACCCAGGAUGAACUGAUCCCGCUCACUUGUGACACCCAUUUGUCCCAGCAGCUCUGCUGCCCUCCCCUUUCCUUGUUUGGCACAGCCAGGCACCUGGAGCUCUCCCUGCACCGCUUCUGGUGACCAGGGACCCUGCCAGGCCCAGUCGCACUCCUGGCCCCACCCCGGCCCCCUCCCCAGUGACAGCACUCACCUCAGCAGGGGCUGAAGCACAGCUGGGGCCCCGUCUGAGCAGGAGGACAGGGCGCUUUUCCAGGGAGGAAGCUGACCUGGAGCGCCCAGGGGCUGGCUAGGGUCUCUGAGAAGGUGGCGGAAGACCUAGGGUUAGCGCCCAGGUUCCUGGGUCCUGUCUGGUCUUCCUUCCCUGGGGGUACUCUGUGCUGGCAGGAUUGUCCCCUCCUGGCCACACACCACUUCCCAUCCUUGCCCACCUCCCACCCCCCCGUCUGGUACUGAGGCUACAGCUCUUCUCAGUGUCUGAACAACCUCCAAAACUGAAAUGUAUAUUUUUGCUAGGAGCAGCUUCCUGUUUUUAAUAUAAAUAGUGUACACAGACUGAUGGAACUUUAAAUAAAUGGGAAUUAAAUAUUUAA
Molecule: messenger RNA, 3397 nt
Organism: Phacochoerus africanus (Common warthog)
Lineage: Eukaryota; Metazoa; Chordata; Mammalia; Artiodactyla; Suidae
Gene: PPARD
Product: peroxisome proliferator activated receptor delta
Biological process (GO): negative regulation of transcription by RNA polymerase II; negative regulation of inflammatory response; regulation of lipid metabolic process
Cellular component (GO): nucleus
Molecular function (GO): nuclear receptor activity; zinc ion binding; RNA polymerase II cis-regulatory region sequence-specific DNA binding
Source: RefSeq, a predicted model, not a curated record